Molecule: messenger RNA, 1153 nt
Organism: Cyprinus carpio (common carp)
Lineage: Eukaryota; Metazoa; Chordata; Actinopteri; Cypriniformes; Cyprinidae
Product: glycophorin-C-like
Cellular component (GO): membrane; cortical cytoskeleton
Source: RefSeq, a predicted model, not a curated record
UGAAACUAUUAGUAAAGCAGUAUGUUUAGGGUGGAGUGGGCUGAAAGGGGAAGUUCACGUGCUAUACAUUUAAACUUAACGGAUCUAAAAACAGACCUCUGAUAUGAUUCAUGAUAAUAUUUCCAUCCUGUUAGAAAGUGAAACAACGACUGAGCAGAGGAAGUAUUUCUGUUCCUAGAAAAAGGACAGGAGAACAGUUUGCCGGCUGUGGGAGAACUUGUUGCAGAACUCUUGAAGAAAAGUUGACAUCUCAUCAUCCCUGAGAAGACUCUCCCACAGCUGUCCACCUCAAUCUCACUGCCAAAUAUUCCUUCACAUGUCUGUAAUGGCCAACUCCACAGAACGUAGCGUAACCCCUACUGAAAGCAAAUCUGACACAUCACCCAUAUCUAUUCAGGGACCAUACUUUGAAGCCAUAGUUGGAGUUGUAAUUGCUGUGGUGGUUCUGGUCCUGAUCCUCCUCCUGGCCAUCAUUCUGCGAUACCUGUACAAGCACAAGGGCACAUAUCAUACCAAUGAGGCCAAGGGCACAAAGUUCGCAGAGACAGCAGACGCUGCUCUGCGUGGAGACCCUGCCCUGCAAGACGCCAUGGAUGAGAGCAAGAAAGAGUAUUUCAUAUGAGACACAAUAGCUGGCCCUUUAUACACAUCAUAUAAUAAACUCCUGCAAGCACACAUGAUGCCUCAAUCCUGUUUGCUGGAGCGGUGAAGUAACUGUUUUCUAACACAAAGAGUGUUGUGAAAUUUCUUCUAUAUUUCAAUAUCUGAGAUCAUUUAUAUUUAUUUGUUUCUCAAAAAGAGGUAAUAUUGAGUACAGAUGAAAGAAUAUGCCACACUUCUUGUAAAGCUGAGUGUCUGAACAAACAUCAGCUCAGGAGAAUGAGAUGGUAUUCAGAUGAAGGGAAGGAAAGUCUUUGAUCUCGUUAGACAGAAUGUGAAUAAUAGGUGAUAUAUCAAGACACUGAAAUCCACACUGUUAAAAAACAAGAAUGUGAAAUUAAUUUGUCUCAUAUCUAUAUUCGAUAUACUGUAUAACCAUAAACCAUAAAAAAGGUCUUUAGAGUCAGUUUUGUUAAAUUGAGGUUUAUACAUCAUCUGAACGCUGAAUAUCCAUUGAUGUUUGUUAGGAUAGGACAAUUUGACUGAGAUACAA